Pochonia chlamydosporia 170 is the source of this 1632-nucleotide messenger RNA. Its product is annotated as CWFJ domain-containing protein. The transcript has 2 exons. Gene Ontology annotation, biological process: mRNA splicing, via spliceosome. Gene Ontology annotation, molecular function: RNA lariat debranching enzyme activator activity. Gene Ontology annotation, cellular component: post-mRNA release spliceosomal complex. The coding region runs from base 1 to 1632 and encodes 543 amino acids. NCBI's taxonomy places the organism in Eukaryota, Fungi, Ascomycota, Sordariomycetes, Hypocreales, Clavicipitaceae. The record is from RefSeq and is a predicted model, not a curated record.
AUGGCUGCCCCAAAGAUUAUCGUACUUGGCAGCCUCAAUGGCCAACUUGAGCCGGCGCUCAAGAAGCUGGCCACUCUUCACGCGAAGAAUAGCUUCUCGCUAGCAAUCCUUACCGGCGACGUCUUUACCCCAUCAACCGAUGACGCGACAGUAUCCGCCUUACUAGACGGCACAUUAGAAGUGCCCCUGCCUACCUACUUUACCAUCGGGACGCAUUCGCUCCCGCCACGAAUCGCGACGAAAGUGGAAGCCGAGGAAGAAAUUUGCCAUAAUCUACAUUUCCUGGGUAAGCGCAGCAUUACCAAGACCUCAGAUGGCCUUCGUAUAGUCGCGCUCGGCGGUCUUUUGGACACAAAUGUAGUGGGUGGGCAGUCGAAAGAGCAGCAUCUACCGUUCCACACCGACGAUGAUGCAAAGGGAUUGAGAGGCGCCAACAGCGCCGACAUAUUAUUAACGUCAAUGUGGCCUGCCAACGUCUGGAACGGAUCCAAGAUCACUCUAGAAGCGUCUCAGCAGGCAGCCGUCCAGAGCACACAAGGCAUCGCAGAGCUAUGCGCGGCCCUCAAACCGCGCUACCACAUAUCAUCAUCACCAAGCGCAUUCUUCUACGAGCGCGAACCCUUCGUUCACCCAUCCAGCUCAGAAACAGAGCCCCCCACCAUCACGAGGUUCAUUUCCAUGGCCCCAUACGGCAACGAAGCCAAAGCAAAAGCAAUGUAUGCCUUCACACUCAACAAAUCCGACGCCAGCGUGCCUCCCGGCGUAACAGCCUCGCCAUUCACCUCGCACAAAAAACGAGCUCGAAACGACGACAGCAGCUACAGUCGCUUCGGACACCACGACAACAACAGACACGGCCGACACAACAAACGCCGCCGGGCAUCACCUCCCCCCGGCCCGGACAAAUGCUACUUCUGCCUCUCCAACCCCAACAUCUCAGCCCACAUGUGCUGCAGCGUCGGCGACGAAUCCUACGUCACAACCGCCAAGGGCCCCCUCCCAACUCCAACCACCUUCUCCGACGCAGGCCUCAGCUUCUCAGGCCACUUGAUCAUCAUCCCGCUCCCACACGCACCCACCAUCCCCAGCAUGGGAGCAACCGCAGACCCAUCCUCCGACGCCGUACGCUCCUACAACGAAAUGACGCGCUUCCGCGAAUCCAUCCAAGCAAUGAUAGCUUCAAAAACAUCCUACAAACUCGGCGUCGUGACCUGGGAAAUCUCCCGCGACCGCAACAUCCACCUAAUAUGGCAACUCAUCCCCUUACCCGCAGAAAUGAUCCGCAACGACAUCGCAGAAGCGGCGUUCCGCGUGGAAGCCGAAAACCAGAAAUACCCCUCCUUCACCACCAGGGAACUUAGUCUCGAAGAACAGCCCACCUUUGGAGAUUACUUCCGCGUCUGGCUGUGGGCCGAUAACGGCGAGGACAAAAUUAAGGGCAAGUCCCUCGUUAUGCCUCUCGCGUCGGACAUGCGCUUCGAUCUCCAGUUCGGGCGGCGCGUCAUUGCGAAAUUGCUGGGGCUAGAGGACCGCUUCAUCUGGCAGGACUGCGAGCAGACUGUCGAGGAAGAGACUGCCGACGUGGAAGCCUUUAGGGAGGCGUUCAAAGAAUGGGACUUUACGCUGGAAUAG